GUCGCCGGAAGCAGCAGGUUUGAGGAGGACAAAAACACAGAGAACAGGACGCGGUCAAGCCUUAGACUCAGCCCCUCAUCAUUCCUCCAAACAUUGCCCCAGUCAGAGCAGAAACAUGGCUUUAACCCAGGAGUGUGUUCUGUCUUUUCUGCUGGAACACGGAGGUAAAGUGAGGAACACGGAGCUGGUCAACUCUUUCAGGAGCCACAUCAACUGCACCGAUCCCGCGGAAAAGCAGCACAAUAGGGACCUGUUCAAGAAGUUGGUGAACAGCGUCGCGGUGGUGAAACAGAUCGACGAGGUGAAGUUUGUAGUGGUGAAGAAAAGGUACCAGGACUUUGUCAAAGAGGCGGCGAAUGAUGCCCAGGCUGCAAAAACACACUCGGAUGACAGCUUCUCAAGCCAAAACACCAGCUUUUCUUACACAUCUCCUCGUCGAUCGGACUCAGUCAAGGCCAUUUACUCGGACAUCGAGAACAAUAACACAACAUACGUCUUAAACAUCAAUGGUAAUUAUCACAGGGAUGCGGGAUGUGAGCGCGAAGACGGAUCGGUGUGCAGAGGCGUCGGGAGUGUGGACACAACUACGGUCAAAGUCCUGAAUCUCUCCGGCGAUCAAGCGAUCAGAGCGGGUAAGUCUGGAGCUGUGUUCGCCGUCAUAGCAGUGAAAUCCCCCCCGAGGAUCACAUCUGCAUCGGUAACACACGAUGAUCCACAUGCACAAGUGUCCCAGCAUAAACCUGCAGAGAAACCAAAUAAUGUCCCUGCACCAUCAGUCCCAUCUGCGCCUGCCCACUGUCCACCUCACAGAAAGGAUGCAUCAGGUUGGAAGACCAGGCACACAGAGGAGAUGCAACCCCCUAACUUUACCCAAGUCAGGAUCCAAAACAAGAGUCUAAGACACGGAGAGGAUGCCAGGUACUCAGAGGCAGUGCCCUUGGAGCCUUUAGCCCAUGAGUGGUUGGUGAAGUGUGCUGCAGGGCUGUGGGGUCAGAUCUAUGCUCUGCUGCUGAAGGACACAAGGUUAGCACAGAAAAAAGACUUCAUGUCAGGUUUCACAGCACUGCACUGGGCUGCCAAGGAUGGUAACCGUGAAAUGAUUAAUAAACUGAUGGAUAUUUCCAAGAAAAGAAGCACUUAUGUCAACAUCAACAGCAAAGCACAUGGAGGAUACACACCUUUGCACAUCGCAGCCAUCCACGGACACAUUGAUGUGAUGCUCCUGCUUGUGCAAAGGUAUGGAGCUAAUGUCAGUGAGAGGGAUAAUGAUGGAAAGAAGGCAUGGCACUACCUCGGUAAAGGUGUGUCAGCUGAGGUACGAGCACUUCUAGGGGGGCUGCCACACAGCAAGUACACAGAAAAGACAGAAGGUGAUGAGUAUAGAGAGCACACAAGAGGCUUCAACACUAUUAGUAAACUGUUCCAGCCUCACAUAGGGAAGAAGCAAAAAACAAGCACCAGGCUAGCCCAUGAAUGGUGAGACUGGCAGAAGUAAUUUGUAAGUUUGUACUUUUAACCACUCCUGAUAAAGCAUUUAGUCACGUAAUGCAGAUUUGAAGACCAAAUAUCACCGGUCAGCAUGUUGUUGUUAUUCAGUGUGCUAAAUCUUACAUACUGUAAUCAGAUGAAUCUGAAAACAAAUGGCAAAACUGCUGGUUAACUGAUGUUUUCAAUGUAUAUGAUAAAGUGUCAUUAGAUGUUGGUUUAUGUACAUUUAUACAACAGAUUUAUAAA
Sphaeramia orbicularis (orbiculate cardinalfish) is the source of this 1734-nucleotide messenger RNA. It is a transcript of the gene sowahab, whose product is annotated as sosondowah ankyrin repeat domain family member Ab. NCBI's taxonomy places the organism in Eukaryota, Metazoa, Chordata, Actinopteri, Kurtiformes, Apogonidae. The coding region runs from base 116 to 1480 and encodes 454 amino acids. Gene Ontology annotation, molecular function: protein binding. The transcript has a single exon. The record is from RefSeq and is a predicted model, not a curated record.